Molecule: messenger RNA, 5069 nt
Organism: Alexandromys fortis (reed vole)
Lineage: Eukaryota; Metazoa; Chordata; Mammalia; Rodentia; Cricetidae
Gene: Arhgap27
Product: Rho GTPase activating protein 27
Exons: 15
Coding region: 1315-3711 (798 amino acids)
Biological process (GO): regulation of GTPase activity; signal transduction
Cellular component (GO): cytoplasm
Molecular function (GO): protein binding
Source: RefSeq, a predicted model, not a curated record
UGCCCCCAGGUGGCCGUCCCCAACCUGGAGCCCCGCGCACCUCCUGUCCUUCUCGCUGUACUGAGGUUAAAGCCCCGGAGGCCCGAUCCCCAGGGAGGAGCGUUAGGCGUGGGGGCUGCCUUCUGCCUGGGGGCGAGAGGGAAACCAGCUAAAGUCCCCCAGUGCUGAUUUAGGCAUUGGUGACGCUAUGGCGAGGGACGACCGGGGCAAAAGAUGCAGGAGACCUACUGGCUAAGGGUGCGUUCUUGCUUCCAGGGAUCCUCCCCGCUCUCGCAUCCCUUCCCUUCUCUUCGCUCUCCCAGGAUAAAGGAUCUGAGGCGCAGGUCCCCUUGGUCCCCUUAUCACACAAUUCGAGACACUGCGCUCUUGUGAGCGUCCCUGCAAGGGGACUCUAGUUUUUCCAGGCCCGGACGGGCUGCGCCCUGAGAGGGCGGAGGUGCACUAGGAAUGGAUAGUGCUCUCGGUCUAGCUGCAAAAGGCUCGCAGUUCGUGAUUUAGGGUGCAAAUGGCCUCGCUCAGAAUGUGCAUGCAGGGACCAGAUAACCAUCUCCAGCCGGGCAUUCCCAGAGCAUCGCGCCCGCGAAACGCAGGGCCUCAGGGGCAGCAAAUCCCUCCGGGGGUGGAGGGGAGAAGCAGGACCUAUUGACCCUUAAGCUCCGCUCACUACCCGUCAGCACCUCUUCCACGCAAUCCCUCCCUCGUGCCUUUUUUUGUUCCUGGAGACCUAGUCUCUCAGUUCUCCCAUGGGCCCCGGCACAGACAUUAUGGCUCCUCCUCACCCUCCCAGACAAACUGUACUGGGGACUGGGGACAACCCUACUGAGUGUGGGUCUCUGCCUCUCCUCUCUGAGUCAGCUCUGUUCUGUGCGGUUUCCUUCGGUCUCAUCCCUUGGAAGUCCCGCCCACAGAAAUGGUAGAGACCUCACCUGCAACCCUCCGCCAGCCCCGCCCAUCCAGUCCGUGGGCAGCCUGAGACCCUCCCAGCUAACUCCCCGCGGGUCUUUGAGCCAAGGUUCCCUGGAGAGUAAAGUUGAAUUCCUAUCAUCCUCAAUUUCCUCACCGCGGGAUCGCAGCGAGACCCACAUCUCACAAUCAACGUCACAGAAUGGAGCCUUAAAACUGGGAGCUUUGGAGAUGAUUUUAUCCAAAUCCCCAUUUCAGAGAUGGAAAAACUGAAGCCCGAAUGCACUGGGCAAGGGCAGGAGAGGGACUCGAACCCUUGUCUUUGAGCUCCAGUCGCGGUGCUCUUCCCGGCUGCGCGGUCCUGACUUCGGCGGCUCCUCUUGUUGCCCGCAAAAAAGCGCGGUGGCCGCGAUGGCGGCCGACGUCGAAGGGGACGUGUAUGUGCUGGUGGAGCACCCCUUCGAGUACACCGGCAAAGACGGGCGCCGUAUCGCCAUCCAGCCCAACGAGCGUUACCGACUGCUGCGCCGCAGCACCGAGCACUGGUGGCACGUGCGGCGCGAGCCUGGGGGUCGCCCCUUCUACCUCCCCGCGCAGUACGUGCGCGAGCUGCCCGCACUCGGUGACCCUGCCCCGGCCCCGCAGCCUUCCGUGCCGCAGCCGCGCCCCGCAGUCCCGGAGCCUCUGGCCUACGACUACCGCUUCGUAAGCACCCCGGUGGGUGCCGAUGGAUCCUCCACCGAGCCCCGGGGACGCGCCAGCUCCCUGUGUGGCCCUGCGCGACAGCGCGCCGGAGGCCAGCGCAGCAGCCUGGCGCCGGGAGGACCCGCCUGCCUGUACGUGCGGCCGGCAGCGCCGGUGCGACCGGCGCAGUCCCUGGACGACUUGGCCCGCGGCGGCACCGCGCCCCCUGCCGGCCUCCUCGGUAGCGCCGGCCACUUCAAGGCCUCCAGCGUGGCGGGCUCCUGGGUUUGCCCGCGGCCCCUGGCGCGCAGCGACUCGGAGAACGUCUACGAGGCCAUCCCGGACGUGCGCUGUCCUCCGCGGGAGGAAAGACCCAAGCAGGUAGGUCGCCGCGGUCGAGGGGACCGGAGGGAGGUCGCAGUUACGCAGAGCCCAGCUGAUUUCUUAACUGAGGUCGUUGUUUGUCCCUUCAUCUCAUUCAUCGUGAAUAGUCAUGUUCAUGCAAAAAAAUGUAAAAAGCUUAAGGUGGAGGUCGAGUCAGAUGAGAUGGUGGAUGUGAAAGCCGAGCAUCUGCUUCUCUUUGGGACAGCCUCCAAAUUUUCGCUCCCAGCAGGUUCCUGUGAGCAGUUUGGGGACACAGUUGAAGGUGGGCUGUUAGGCUGGAAGUCACAAUCUUACCGGCCAGCCCAGAGGUCCUUGAUGGUCUCUGCCACCAAGUCCGCCAGCAGUAUUUCUAGUGUGUACCCGGAGAAGCCCACCCAGGAGGAGCAGGCUAGGAGGCAGUUCCCCGAGGUCACACAGAGGCUGGGGCAGAGUCCGGUGCUGAGGGCACCCAAUCCGAAACCCAGAACCAAGAAAGCAGAAGCAUGCCCUGCUUUCUCACCAGCGCCCGCCCUGCGGGCUGUAUCCCAGCAACUCAGAGGGGCCAGGAUGGUGGACAUGAUUGCCAAACUGGCCAGGAGGCAGAGCCGGGCCCUGCGGGCACAGGACAAAGAUGCUCUAGGAGCCUGGUGUGUCGGUCCACGUAUUUUAGCAAGCCCAUCUGGGUGGUUGCCCCUUGUAAUUUUGCCUCCUCCAUUCCUUCCUUCUCCACAGAGGCAUCCUUCCAAGCUCUCCACCCCGGAGUACACGGUCGAACUGAAGGGGGCCUCUCUCGAUUGGGCCCCCAAAGACAAAUCCAGCAAGAAGAAUGUGUUAGAGCUGCGAAGCCGAGAUGGCUCAGAAUACCUGAUCCAGCAUGACUCGGAGGCCAUCAUCAGCACCUGGCACAAGGCCAUAGCCAAAGGCAUUGAGGAGCUGUCCGCAGACCUGCUCCAGGGGGUGGAAGGUGAGCCCAGCAGUGCUGAUUUCGGGUCCAGCGAGCGCCUCGGAAGCUGGAGGGAGGAGGAUGUGCAGCAGAAUGCAGCCUCACUUUCCCUGAGCCCUGGAGGCCUGGAGAGCGACUUGAGCAGGGUCCGGCACAAGCUCCGUAAAUUCCUACAGAGAAGACCCACUCUGCAGUCUUUGCGGGAAAAGGGCUACAUCAAAGACCAGGUGUUUGGAUGUGCGCUGGCUCAACUGUGUGAGCGCGAGAGGAGUCCCGUGCCACGCUUCGUGCAGCAAUGCAUCCGCACUGUCGAGGCCCGGGGGCUGGACAUCGACGGGCUGUACCGCAUCAGUGGGAACCUGGCCACCAUCCAGAAACUGCGCUAUAAGGUGGAUCACGAUGAGCGCCUGGACCUGGAUGACGGGCGCUGGGAGGAUGUCCACGUGAUUACGGGCGCAUUGAAGCUCUUCUUCCGGGAGCUGCCAGAACCCCUCUUCCCCUUCUCGCACUUCCACCAGUUCAUAGCAGCCAUCAAGCUGCAGGACCCAGCCCAGCGCAGCCGCUGUGUACGUGACCUGGUGCGCACGCUGCCGGCUCCCAACCACGACACGCUCCGACUGCUCGUCCAGCACCUGUGCCGGGUGAUCGAGCAUGGCGAGCAGAACCGUAUGUCCGUGCAAAAUGUGGCCAUAGUGUUCGGGCCCACGCUGCUGCGGCCUGAGAUGGAGGAGGCCAGCAUGCCCAUGACCAUGGUGUUCCAGAACCAGGUGGUGGAGCUCAUCCUACAGCAGUGCGCAGACAUCUUCCCGCCGCACUGACUGCGGACCCUGGGUGGCUGGAGGCCAUGAGGCUGGACCUCCUUUGAAGCUCUCCGCUUCCCACCCCGCUGCACUGUGACUUCUACACCCCUCGAUUCAGAGGGUACGGUGACCGCCUUCAUGACCCCAGUUCGUGAAAUGUGAUUUUUUUUCCCCUGCUGUAUCCCUAUUUGGGGUUCCUUAGCGCCCUUUCUUGAUUACAGCGCCGCCUAUUGUGCAAACACGAGAAUGUUCCGGGGAGUCGGGGGCGGAUGAGUGCUUCCUAGGGCCGCGGUUGGGAGGAGGGAUUGGAUGAAGGCAUUCUGGUUUCCACAUGCCUGCAUCUGGCCAGGCCUUGAUGGAGACUCUGUAGGCCCCGCGCUAUGCAGGAGGUCCUGCGCUAGUCAUGAAGCAGCUACUGACACUGUCCCUGCUCCCAGGGCAGGACUGACCCUGGCCGCCAGCCCAGGCCACUGACUGCUUUCUUCAGCCUUAUGCUCCUGUGCCACCCUACUGCAGGCCACCUGCGGGCUUUUCCUCCGCGUUGCUCUCUCCCUGGACCACCUCUGUUCUCUCCAUGUUCCUCAUGCCCACCACAUGCUUACCCCGCGCCCACUAAGCAUGAUUCCAGGGAACUGGGGCUUGCAGCAGAAGUCAAACGACUUCAGGUUCCAAAGGUGACCUAAAUCCCUGCAAAGGCUCUCGCCACAGCAAACCCAGCCCCUAGAGGAAGAAGUGGUUCUUCGCCCCCUCUGCAGCACUGCAGAUGGGCAGAGCAGAGCAAACAGCCAGGAGCACCCUGCAUGGGCUGGGGGGGUGGGGGGGUGGAGGUUCCUUCAGGCAACAGGGAACCUACCACAGCUGUUCUGGGGGAAGAAAAACAUCACAAAUAGAAGCCCCCAGCCCCUGCCUGCACCCUGACUGAGUGCCUACCCGGUACUCACUUGCCAUGCAGAGCUGGGAGGGGCCCACUGGAGAAAGGUCACAGCCUCGGGCACAGAGAGUUGAGCAUGCGUCAGCUUCCCCCCUCCCCAUGCACACACCACCUCAGUUUACGGAUCUGAGCCCCUAGCUCCACCCACCCUCACUAACUCAACAAACGAUAAUAGCUAAUAUUUAUUGAGCGUCCAUACCAUGCCAGCCCUUUACUCCGAUUUCCCCCUUGGUUUCUUGCAGUCAAUAUUUAUUGUGGGCCCUCGUGUGCUGGGCACUGUGUUCUGGGGCUUUCUGGAGCUUAGGGCCCAGUGAGUAAGGCUGAGACAAGCCCAGCCCCAAUGCUAGCAGGCCCAAGAAGAGAACAAAUGGAGGCCUCCCACCAUACAUCUACAUAUUUAAAGUCUUAAGGCAACCUAACAACUGUUAAAUAAAAUACGUUUAUU